This is a messenger RNA of Rubroshorea leprosula, 1545 nucleotides long. The record is from the annotation of a GenBank genome assembly. NCBI's taxonomy places the organism in Eukaryota, Viridiplantae, Streptophyta, Magnoliopsida, Malvales, Dipterocarpaceae.
UUUUUUGUUUAUUUAUUUAUUUAUGAUCUCUCAACUACAUGAUAUCAGAUUUUUUGAAACUACUGUAUGAGUAGAGGACUUGACCAACUUUAUGCUUUAGAAGCUAUCAUGGUAGUGCCAGUUUGGUACCUCAAAGCUUUUAGAUAUGUAUCUCCUGUAGCUUUUGAGUCGUCUGGUGGCUAGCAGAAUUUGCUAUCAAGUUUUUGUGAUGCAUCAUUCAUUUUUUUCUUAAAAUAUUGAAACUGCAUCAUGUUUGUAGAAACUUGAUGCGUGAAAAUCUAUCCUUUUUCUGGAUGGAUUGAUACUUUACAUAAACUCGUUUGGAACUCAAGAUGAAUGUGUUCUAUUGUUUCUGUUUUCUACUUAUUAACUACUUAUUUGUAUGUGUUAUAGGAAAGAUGGAAGGCAGAAUGAAAAAGGGAAGAAAAUAGGAGCAAUACUCUGUCCAUUAGACAUAUAGUUAUAGGACUGCGUUAUCAUGGGAGUAUCUCAAGAAACAGUCAUGGCUAUGAAGUCUUACCAAAAUCAGGCUCGGGUACUGGUCAAGAACUACUUGCUAGCUGAUCCAUUCAUUCCUUACACUUCCAUCCUUGCUGGCAUACUUGCUUGCAAAGUGGCCUAUGAUCUUACUCAGUUAAUCAGCAGUUCCUAUAUCAAGACUUACCCAGGUCUUACAAAAAUGCAAAAGAUGGAGUGGAACAAUCGUGGUAUCUCUACAAUUCAUGCCACUUUUAUCACAGCAAUGUCAUUGUACCUGAUAUUCUGGUCAGAUCUCUUUUCUGAUCAACAGCUUGCUGGUCUUGUUACCUUCCGAAGCUCACUACUCUCUACUUUUGGAUUGGGGGUAUCUGUUGGAUACUUCGUCACAGAUCUUGCAGUGAUUUUGUGGCUGUAUCCUUCUUUGGGCGGAUUAGAAUAUGUUGUCCACCACUCCUUUUCAGUAAUUGCAGUGGCAUAUUCAAUGUUCACUGGAGAAGCACAGCUUUAUACAUACAUGAUUCUCAUCUCUGAGGUGACAACUCCAGAGAUUAAUAUGAGAUGGUAUCUUGACACGGUUGGUAUGAAGAGGUCCAGUGCAUAUCUCAUUAAUGGUGUUGUGAUCUUUGUUGCCUGGCUGGGAGCGAGAGUUUUGCUGUUUAUUUACAUGUUUUACCACGUCUACUUGCACUAUGAUCAGGUUAUCCAGAUGCAUAUCUUUGGUUAUCUCUUGGUUUUUGUGGUGCCUUUGGUAUUAUGCAUCAUGAAUUUGGUGUGGUUUGGUAAGAUUGUUAAGGGAUUAAGGAAAACUUUAGCGAAAAGCCAAUGAUGGAUGGAUGGAUGGAUGGAUGUUGUUAGGAGAAGUGAAUCCAGGUCUUGCUUUUGCUUGGUCUAAUAUUUCUGGGCAACAUUUUGUACUCUGUCUUAUAUAAAUGCUGGAAAGAAGGUAGAAGGAAAAAAAAAAAUCAAGUUUAUUAUAUUUCCUUGUUGAUGUAGAUCGAAUGGCUCCCAUUAUUGCCACACAAAAAGCUUUUUACUCCUAUCCUAAAAUAAGUCUCGAUUUUUUAC